GCGGAGACGGCGGUCAGGCCGGCCCUAUGAUGCUUUCCUCGUCCGAGGGCAACGGGGCGCCGUCGCGACAGAGAAUGGAAAGUGUAGCGAGCUGGGCGUGUCGAUCCUGCGCCAAGGAGGCAAUGCAGUAGAUGCAGCAAUCACAGCGACGCUGUGCAUUGGCACCGUCAACAUGUUCAGCAGCGGCAUCGGAGGCGGCGGAUUCAUGAUCGUUCGCAACCCGGUCCCUUGCUCAUCGCAACGAGAGAAGGGAGUCUCUCACUGCGCAGAGCACUUCGAGAUCGAUUUCCGGGAGACAGGCCCAUCGCUCUCCAAUGCCACCAUGUACGUGGACAACCCGCUCUCGUCCAAGUUCGGCGGCUUGGCGAUCGGCGUUCCAGGAGAGGUAAAAGGGCUGGAAGAAGCUUGGAAUAGGUUCGGCUCCAAGAAGGAGGGUCUUGGGUGGAAGGACCUCAUCGAGCCUGUUGCCAGGAUCGCUGAGGAAGGGUGGAUCAUCAGUGCUGAGCUAGACCGUCGCAUGCAGGUGAUGACGCGUCUGCUCGGCGACUUCUUAACGCGAGAGCCAGAGUGGGCUGCCAUAUUCAGCGACAAGGCAACAGGAGAGCUCAAACGGGAAGGUGACAUCAUGCGGCGGACGGCGUACGCCAAGUCGCUGCGCGAGAUUGGCCAAAAGGGCUCCGACGUCUUUUACCACGGCCAUAUGGCACACAGCAUGGUCCACGCUGCGCAAAAGCACGGUGGCAUCCUGCUUGCCUCAGACCUUGCGCGCUACAGCGUCAAUGUCAAGCCCGCGCUCCGCGGAGACUGGUUUGGCAGACGAGUAUGGACCACCAAUGCGCCCAGCUCGGGGCCGGUGUUGCUCUCCUCUCUUCGCAUGCUCAGCCACUUCACUGACUUUGUCCGGCGACCGAUGAGCUACGAUGUGCUGUCUGCGCAUCGCUUCAUCGAGGCGAUGAAGUUCAGCUCGGGCCAGCGGACGUACUUGGGCGAUCCAGCGUUUUUGAACACGGCUGCACGACGAAAAAUACGCCAGAUUGGCGGGAGCGAGAAUGAGUCGCAUCGACUUUUCAAGAAGAUCCAUGACGAACAUACCCACGAAAUCGAUUACUACGAGCCGCUCUUCGAUGUUCGGGAAGACCACGGCACGAUGAGCCUGAGCGUUGCUGAUGCUGACGGCGUCGCAUGCUCCAUCACGUCGACCGUGAAUCUGCCUUUUGGUAGUCAGGUGAUGGAUUGGGAAACAGGGAUCAUCCUCAACAACGAGAUGGACGAUUCGUCAACGCCUGGCGAACCGAAUGCCUUUGGACUCUGGCCAUCACCUUACAAUUAUCCGGCUCCGUUUAAGCGUCCGCUGUCGAGCAUGGCACCAACGAUCAUCGAGAAAGCCGACGGCAGUUUCCUGCUCACUCUUGGUGGCUCCGGCGGGUCGCGCAUCUACGGCAGCGUCCUGCAGACGCUGCUCAACCUCGACUGGGGCCUGGAUCUGUCAGACGCGAUCGAGCAUCCACGCUUGCACCACCAGCUCCUCCCGCAUGAGAUCUCUGUCGAGACAGGAUACCGCCAAGACGUCCUUAACGGCCUGAUGGCAAAAGGACACAACUGCACUUUGAUCGACAUCAACAAUGCCGUCGCGGAGAUCCAAGCCGUCAUGCACGUCGGCGUCGGACGGCAUGCCGUUUUCCAUGCUGCCAGCGACAGCAGGAAGCAAGGUGUGGCAGCGGCCUUUUAGCGAGCGCUAUCGUGCGUACGGCGCGACUCUGAAACAAUGCUCUUGCACCAUCUGCGAACGCGGCACGCUGCCCAAUAUCCACUACUUGUAUUAUACAUGUACACUUGAAUGACUUGACAUC
Tilletiaria anomala UBC 951 is the source of this 1850-nucleotide messenger RNA. Its product is annotated as gamma-glutamyltranspeptidase. The record is from RefSeq and is a predicted model, not a curated record. Gene Ontology annotation, cellular component: plasma membrane; fungal-type vacuole. Lineage: Eukaryota; Fungi; Basidiomycota; Exobasidiomycetes; Georgefischeriales; Tilletiariaceae. The transcript is spliced from 2 exons. Gene Ontology annotation, molecular function: glutathione gamma-glutamate hydrolase. Bases 173 to 1729 code for a protein of 518 amino acids. Gene Ontology annotation, biological process: glutathione catabolic process.